AUGCCUCAAGCGCAACCUGAGCUGAAGAAGUACAUGGAAAAGCGCUUGUUCAUCCAGAUUAAUGGGAAUCGGAAAGUCAUUGGCGUCCUUCGUGGUUAUGAUGUUUGUCAUUACCCUUCCUCCACUUGCAGCGAGCUAUAUUCCAUGCCUCUGACUCCGAUUCAGGUGUUCAUGAACAUAGUGUUGGAUGAAGCAGUUGAGGAAAAAGCUGGUGGGGAAAAAGUGCGUUUGGGAAUGGUGGUAAGGCUUAAUUUGAAACGGAUCUUGUAUGAUUGA
This is a messenger RNA of Uncinocarpus reesii 1704, 276 nucleotides long. RefSeq lists its product as uncharacterized. Gene Ontology annotation, biological process: mRNA splicing, via spliceosome; spliceosomal snRNP assembly. Gene Ontology annotation, molecular function: RNA binding. Gene Ontology annotation, cellular component: U12-type spliceosomal complex; U2-type prespliceosome; U1 snRNP. The coding region runs from base 1 to 276 and encodes 91 amino acids. NCBI's taxonomy places the organism in Eukaryota, Fungi, Ascomycota, Eurotiomycetes, Onygenales, Onygenaceae. The transcript has 2 exons. The record is from RefSeq and is a predicted model, not a curated record.